ACCAUGCUGCUGGGCAGGAAGCCGGAGGCGCCGCUCGGUGCAGGUGAGGCGGGAGAGAGGGGGCUGGGAGCGGCCCCUCGGCACCGGGCGGGCCCCGCGGGGGUCGGCGGAACAAUGCGGCCUCCGGGCGGGCCGAGCCGGGGAGCGGGGAGCCGCCUUCCAGGCGGGCUGGGGCUGUGGGGGUCCCGCCGCCCUUGGGUGCAGACACGAUCCGUCUGCUUCUCUCCGAGUAUUUCUCGGCCAGGUUUGGAGACGGAUUAUAUGACUCCUAUAUGAGGAUAGAUCAGCUUAGGUACCAAGAGUCUGCAAAUGAAGAGCACAGCCCCUCAGGACUGCCUUCCCUCGGAAGAUCUAAUGUUUGUAGCAACAAACUUGCGAUGAAGGAUCACCCUCUGAGUGGGAGCCAGGUCAAAGUGGAACAGUUGUUUGAGGACUCUGGGAACAGAAGGAGUAGUACCCUUCAGUCUACAGGAAUUACUUGUUCAGAAAGAUCUCUUCCUUCCCUGACGAAAGAUAAAAGCAUAGAGAGCUUAAGCACUUGUAAAGGUGGCAGCAGUUCCUCAAAAGCACACAAAGCCAUUUCCCAGGCUCCAGAACAAGCUGUCAAACAGUACAAGCAUCAGUUAUCUGCGUAUGAGCAGCAAGAGAUAUUUAACUUCUCUGAGAUUUACUUUGUGGGUCCAGCUGCAAAGAAGAGGCAAGGAGUGAUUGGUGGUCCCAACAACGGAGGUUAUGAUGAUGACCAAGGCAGCUACAUUCACGUGCCCCACGACCAUCUCGCUUACCGCUAUGAAGUGCUCAAAAUCAUUGGCAAGGGCAGUUUUGGACAAGUUGCUAAAGUCUAUGAUCACAAACUCCACCAGCACUUAGCCUUAAAGAUGGUUCGCAAUGAAAAGAGAUUCCAUCGCCAAGCAGCGGAAGAAAUCCGGAUCCUGGAGCACCUGAAGAAGCAGGAUAAAACUGGCAGUAUGAACGUUAUUCACAUGCUGGAAAGCUUCACCUUUCGGAACCACAUCUGUAUGACCUUUGAACUCUUGAGUAUGAACUUGUAUGAGCUGAUUAAGAGAAAUAAGUUCCAGGGCUUCAGCGUCCAGCUGGUGCGCAAGUUUGCUCACUCUAUACUGCAGUGCUUGGAUGCUCUCUAUAGAAACAAAAUCAUACACUGUGACUUGAAGCCGGAAAAUAUCCUCCUAAAACAGCAAGGGAGGAGUGGAAUCAAGGUUAUAGAUUUUGGGUCCAGCUGUUUUGAGCACCAAAGAGUCUACACGUACAUUCAGUCUCGAUUUUAUCGAGCACCAGAGGUAAUUUUAGGAAGUCGUUAUGGGAUGCCCAUAGAUAUGUGGAGUUUUGGCUGUAUUCUGGUGGAGCUAUUGACUGGAUACCCUCUUUUUCCUGGAGAGGAUGAGGGAGACCAAUUGGCUUGUAUGAUGGAACUUCUUGGAAUGCCCCCUCAGAAGCUUUUGGAUCAAUCCAAGCGAGCCAAGAACUUUAUCAACUCCAAGGGUCAUCCUCGCUACUGCACUGUGACUACUCAUGCAGAUGGAAGAGUGACCCUCAACGGGAGCCGAUCACGCAGGGGGAAAGUGCGAGGUGCUCCAGGGAACAAGGACUGGGUGACAGCACUGAAAGGCUGCGACGACCCCUUGUUCAUAGAGUUCUUAAAGGAAUGUCUCAGCUGGGAUCCUGCUGUGCGCAUGACGCCAAGUCAAGCUUUAAGGCACCCGUGGAUUUGUAAACGAACACCCAAACCACCCAGCACUGAUAAAACCUCCAGUAAAAGGAUUUCCAGCUACACGAGUUCUUUCACGGGAAUUGGUUCCAAGUUGCCUCCUGUGGUUGGGGUAGCAAACAAGCUGAGGGCCAACUUAACGUCCGACACCAAUGGCAGUAUACCUUUAUGUACUGUGCUGCCAAAGCUGGUCAGCUAGUAGCUAAUGAUAUAUUUCCAGAAUACGUACUUUUAAUUUUAAUUAUUUGUUAAUAACAUCAAAGGAAGUUAAACGCAGAGGUUUUUAAUGGAUUUAAACAUUUAAAGGGCUAACUUUUAUCAAACUGUUUCUCUCGCAGCGUGGUGCGUAUGGCAUUCUGGGUGGGUCAGCUCAUCUGAUGAGUAACAUAGCAGUUUGGCUGCUGUGCUGUUUAAUAAUGCUGUUUUGGAAACCAAACUAUUUCUUAUCAAGACAGGUUAGGAGAUUAUUUUGCUUAAGACAGCAAGGGAAAUUGACUUAUUACGUGUAUUUUCAGUUAAACCCCAAAUUAACUUUUUUUUUUUCAAUUUUAUUUUGGGGAGAGUUUUGACAUCUGUUGUCACAAGCACAAAUGCAUUGGUGUAAUGCAUUAAGAGCUCACUAACUUAUGUCUGAAGGAUUGGACUCCUCUGUGCUGCUUUUCCAUCACCUAUGCCUGUGGAAGGCUGACAGGGAAGCUCAGGAGCAGGAGGAGUCCAUCGCAGGCGUGGGCUGCUUUUUUGGGGGCUGAUGAUUCCAUUACACGUUUCUUGGAGCUCAGAUUUAUAAGUUCUCCCAGGUGUGUGUGUGUGUGUGUGUUUGCUCGUUGAUGUGAGUUCUUGGUUGGUUUGGUUUUUUUGUUGUGUGCAGAGUGAAUUCCAUUGAAUUCCGUGGGACUCUUUUAAUACAGAGGCAAGCAUGCCACUCUGGUCAGGCAAGUAAAAAUUCUUAAGAUGUAGGAUAUAAUAAGAACAUGUGUGGAACAGCCCUAAUAAAUAGAAUAGCUCUUCAAAAUCUCAGUGUAAUCUCAGGAAGGACUGAUAAGAUGCAAGAAUUCAUAGAUCCAAAUCAAACUGCGUUAUGAGAUGAAUUAUUUUAAUUCUAAUCAUAUUCCUUCGGGUCUGUGAGAGAUGUUUCUGCAUGCUUGAAAUGUGUAAGCUUCUAAUUCCUUUAUCUUCCAAGAACAUGGGGUGGUGGUGUGGCCUGUAACGACAACAGCACAACUUGUUCUGGUUCUUAGCUCUUGGAGCCACGUGGCGUGGGUCCAUUUACAAAAACAUCUGAUCUCCUGCCAGGUUCCUGAAUGCAAUUUUAAACACAAUUUAGAGCCCUUCUGUAGAGAGGGUUUUAAACUGAAUGAGUUUCUCUGCAGCAAGUUUUUAGUAUUAAAGCAAGGAGACUCUCAUUCUACAAACAAAAGAAGGAUCGGGGUGAUUUGUAAGAUAAGGUGACCACAUGUUCAAUAACAGAGCUUCCUUCUCAGAAGAUGGGGCUGUGCUUUUGGCUGCGCCCUGUUCUAAUUACAGCACUGCUGAAAUGCUGGAUGGAGGCGUGGAUGGAAAGGCCAAAGAGUGAGAGCCAAAGCCCCAGGCUUCCCACAACUGUUCUUGAAGCGGAGAGUCUCACAUAGGAGCUUUGCUGACUUCUGUUUUGUGAGUGUAAAUGCACUAAGCUCAGUAAUGCUAUUAAAAUAGUGUAGUCUAGCUCUUAUCCAUGUGGCCACAAGCAACACCAGUGCGUGUGCUGUGUUCACUUCAUAAUAAGGCAUGAGUGGUAUUUUUGUUUGGCAAAGCUGAGUGAUGUUUUGUUAGAAGGUACAACCAGAGAAACAGAUUUUGGGGGGGAAGUGGUAGAACGCACCACCAAUUUUAGCAGCAGCAUCUCUAAUAGAUGUGACACGUUUCCUAAAGCCAGGAACAUCCAGUUUCCUCUUCUGACUUGCCUAUUUGCAUUUUUAACUGUUUUUUUUUUUUUUCUUUAAAUAAACCAGAUGAGUGAGGAAGAAGGGGAACCUUUUGAGGAGCAGUAGCUUGGUAAGAAAGAUGUGUAGAAAAGGAGCACUUUCUAUAGAAAGACUGUACAGUGGUGGUAGUGUUUGGAGCUGGGAAGAAGACAGAGCGUUCGUGUUAGGAGCUGUGCAAGAAGAUGGAAUACCCAUAUUCAGGAGCAGCAAGCAGUGGCUUGGCUGUAGAACACUUUUCAUCUCUAAAAUACCCAAUGUGGAAUGAUUAUUCUCCUGGGACUUCUGGGAUCUCGUUAUGACAAGGUAACUUCUCAUGUCACAGCUGUGAAACUACAAAUGGAGUCACUAGCUGGCAAAAACCUUGCCUUUUUACCUCAAAAGUGUGUUCACCUUGACCUGACCAAGCAAGAUGCUCUCUGUGAGCUGUACGUGUUUAAGAAUUGAUCUUAUUUACCUGGGACUACUCCUGUAUUUUAAAAUCACACACUUAAUUAACUGUCUUGCUAAUUUGAGGGUCUGAUCUAUGUGGCCACAGCAGAUGAGAAGGAAAAAGAAGCAACUUUGGGAGAUUUCUCCUAUGGUGAAAAAAGGCUCUACGUAGCCCAGAGAGCACAGCUCUGUUUUUAUUUACUAAGCCCCAUUUUCUUUAUACAGCAUUUGCUUUCUAAGAAUAGCGUGGCACAGUGUGCCCGAAGUGGGAGAGCCCUUCAAGGGAGAUAAUAAACUCUGUGUCUGGGAGAGCUGAGUUCUCAUCCUUGUGAACACUUCACUUGUUGAACUCAUGGUGGGUGCCUAUGGGAAUCACACACAGCCAUGCUCACAAGGCUGGAACACAGGCUGUGUUGUUAACAGUGUUGUUUAUCACUCAUGGUUGUGCUUGCAGUGACAGUCUUCAGUGAGAUGAUGUCGAAUCUCAAAUUCACAUUUGCUUUUUGGGAAGCUAAGCACUAUAAUGAGGUCUGAGGUAGUCUGAAGUGCAUCACUUUUGUUACUUGUGAUACUGGUUAGGAUGUUGAAGUGACACAGUGCUGAACUCAUCUACAUAGAUGAACAAAACAGUGUUUGUUUUUGAGGAACCUCUUUGUUUUGCCAGCACUCGUGAGGUUCCCCUGCACCCUCAAUCAUGUUCUCCUAGGAAGUUAGCAUGACACAAAUGCCAAUUGCUUGGGUUUCUGACAAAACAGCCAUCACGUUUCUAGGAAUUGUAAUGAAGUCAUCCAGACUUGUUUUUCAGUGUUCCUUAUGAUGAUCCUUCUGUUUGACUGCUCGUUAUCGUUAGUCCUUGUGUUGGAAGUAACACUCUGUGUUCAUUGUCUGCAUUUUUAGCUGUUUGUUUUAGCAAUAUUUUUUUUUAUAUAAAACAAAUGACAAGGCACGAGCAUCUGCCAGAUAUGCAUUGCUUUUACACUGGGGUCCAAAUACCACGCAGCUGUCUCAGUUGCAAGGAGAAACUUGUUUCUGUUUGAACUCAGUGGGGCAGUGAUGUGGUCACUGUGGGAUGUGGUGCUGCAGCCCCCAAUGCAGGCUGGUUUGGGCUCACCAAGGGCAGGCAGUGCACACUCUGCCUCCAGUGUGCUCUUUGCUAGGGUUUGCUACCCAGUUUGUCCUGUCUGAAUGGGAGCUCCGCUUGUCUGGUAAGCUCAGAACAAACCCCUCUGUAAGGUUUGAGGUGUGUUAUGCAGUCUGCCAUUGUUUACAAUAGCUGCGAGCUGAUAGGGCUUCUGUGCAGUUGGAAGCUGUUGGAAUUAGGAAUUUAGCAGUAGAGGUUCUUUGCAGUGGUCAUCUCUGAAUCUACCUCCGAAAUAAACCUCGGGUCCUUUUUAAAGGGAUGUUCACUGCAGACUGCAGCUCUAUUUUUUAACACUGAUAGCUGUUCUGGCUGCAAAACGUACACAUGAUGAUCUCAGCAAUGUCUUACUAAUCCUAUCCACACAAGCGAAAGGCUGAUUGUGCACUCAGAUCCGUGCUGAAAUGAUUGACACAAAUCCCCUGCCAUUAAACCUGCCAAAGUUUAAUGCCGGUAUGGAAGCAAAGAGCCAAAAUAACAUGGGAAGAUCUGCAGUGCUUCUGUGUGGUACCCAGCUGAGAUGGAAAGCAAACCAAACCACAGUGAAAGACUUUUCCUUAGUUAAAAGAGCUUGCAACUUUUCCAUGUGUGGAGCACUAGGAGCUGUGGGUACCCAGCAUCUCGAAAACCGGACACCGUAAUUUUUAUAUCUGAUGUAUAUCAAAGAUACCACUUGGUUAUUAUUCCUUUUUAACUUGAUAAGGGUUUGGGGAAAUGUCUACGCUUCACACUUUGCAUAAAAGAGCCCUCGAGUGUUCAAAAGCUCCACCAACACUUUGUUCUCAGCUCCCACUGUCACAUUCAGGCCUUGGGGUCAUCAGAACAGUCUUGCAUGGGUGAGCAUCGCUGUGUUCAGAGGGAGCACAGACUUCACCCCCGCAGGAGUAACCCGUGUUCCCUAUCCAUAGUACUGUGCCUUAUUAUUUGACCAGCCUACAUUUGUCUUGGUGCAAUGAAUUUACUAUUCAGGGUUUCUUAUACUUUGCAGCUGUCCACACUUAAAUGUCGGUGUGUCUGAGGAAUUCACAGGUUAGCCUUCUUAUAGUAAAUAUUGUGAGGUGGAAAUGUAGGAAACACUUAAGGUGCAUGUGAAUAUAACCCUGUGAAGGAACACUUUAAGUCAGUCUCGAACUCUGUAUCUACAUGUGACGGGCAGAUAUUUCCUAAUGUUGUACUUCAGUUUGUUUUUAAAAGAAAAUAAAUGCAUAAUUUUCUUUAGCA
Gallus gallus (chicken) is the source of this 6478-nucleotide messenger RNA. RefSeq names its product dual specificity tyrosine phosphorylation regulated kinase 3 (gene DYRK3). The record is from RefSeq and is a predicted model, not a curated record. Bases 273 to 1928 code for a protein of 551 amino acids. Gene Ontology annotation, biological process: cytoplasmic stress granule disassembly; positive regulation of cell cycle G2/M phase transition; peptidyl-threonine phosphorylation. Gene Ontology annotation, cellular component: nucleus. Lineage: Eukaryota; Metazoa; Chordata; Aves; Galliformes; Phasianidae. The transcript has 3 exons. Gene Ontology annotation, molecular function: ATP binding; protein serine/threonine/tyrosine kinase activity; protein serine/threonine kinase activity.